AUGGCCUCGCUGGACCUGCCCUACCGGUGUCCGCGGUGCGGGGAGCACAAGCGUUUCCGCAGCCUCUCCUCACUGCGGGCGCACCUGGAGUACAACCACACCUAUGAGACCCUCUAUGUCCUCUCCAAGACCAACAGCAUCUGCGAUGCCGCCGUCUUCCCCCUGGCCGCCGACGGGGCCCUGCUGACGCCGGCCGCCCGGCGGGACUACUUUGAGAGCACCUCCUUCCAAGGCAAGGAGCAGCGCUUCUCCUGCGACCUCGUCCCCGCCGAGGAGCUGGAGCCGGCCCCGUCCUCCUCCCCCUCGCCCCGCUAUGUCCACGAGAUCGAGAUCCCGCUGACCGAGAUCUUCACCCGGGGCAAAGCCGUGGCGCCGGCCCCCACGCCGCCGGCCGCUAUGGACGCUGCCUACGAGGAAGGCCUGGCCCGCCUGAAGAUCCGUGCCUUCGAGAAGCUGGAGGUGGACAAGCGGCUGGAGAAGCUGACGGAGGAGGUGGAGCAGAAGAUCGCCUCGCAGGUCGGCCGGCUCCAGGUGGAGCUGGACCGCAAGAGCUCGGAGCUGGAGAAAGCCAAGCAGGAGAGCCUGCGGCUCAGCCGGGAGAAGCAGGAGCUGGAGGACCGGGCAUCCGAGCUGUCCCGCCAGGUGGACGUCAGCGUGGAGAUGCUGGCCUCGCUCAAGCAGGACCUGGUGCAGAAGGAGCAGGAGCUCACCCGCAAGCAGCAGGAGGUGCUGCAGAUCGACCAGUUCCUGAAGGAGACGGCCGCCCGCGAGGCCAACGCCAAGGUGCGCCUCCAGCACUUCAUCGAGGAGCUGCUGGACCGUGCGGACCGCGCCGAGAAGCAGCUCCAGAUCAUCAGCAGCAGCUGCGGCACCACCCCGAACGGCAGCCUGGGGCGCUGCGGCACGCCGGGCGCCAAGGCCAUUGGCCGACCGAGAGAGAGGCACCCAGGGCCGGGGACGGCCGUGCACGGCCCCUACGCCAUUCCCAACCAGCGCUCCUCCUCCAGCACCGGCGCCUCGAGCAGGGCGAAAGCGGUGUCGCAGAGCUCGGGCUGCUACGACAGCGACAGCGCGGAGCCGUGCCCCACCGACGACACAACCGACGGGCACCCCUACGUGGCGCGGGACGGCGGCCGGGGCUCAGGGCUGCGGCGCCAGGCCAUCCAAAAUUGGCACCGCCGGCCCUACCGCAACAGCACCGAGGGCGAGGAGGGCGACGUCUCUGACGUGGGGUCCCGCACCACCGAGUCGGAGGCUGAGGGCUGGGACCCGGAGGUGCCCGGCAUUGCCGCAUCCCGGCCCCCCGGCAGCUGCCGGCUGACUGCCAGGUCCGAGGGGGCCAUGUGCAAGGGGGGCCGGCUGGAGAGGGGCAGCCCUGUCCACUCCAGCGAGGUGAUCAGCCCCGAGAUCCUCAAGAUGAGGGCAGCGCUCUUCUGCAUCUUCACCUACCUGGACACCAAGACCCUGCUGCGGGCGGCCGAGGUGUGCAAGGACUGGAAGUUCGUGGCCCGGCACCCGGCCGUGUGGACACGGGUGCUGCUGGAGAAUGCCAGGGUCUCCUCCAAGUUCCUGGCCAUGCUGUCCCAGUGGUGCACCCAGAUGCACUCCCUCACCCUCCAAAACCUCAAGCCACGCCAGCGGGGGAAGAAGGAGAGCAAGGAGGACUACAUGAAGAGCACGCGGGGCUGCCUGGAAGCCGGGCUGGAGUCCCUGCUGAAGGCCACGGGCAGCAACCUGCUCAUCCUCCGCAUCUCGCACUGCCCCAACGUGCUGACCGACCGCUCGCUCUGGCUGGCCAGCUGCUACUGCCGGGCCCUGCAGGCCGUCACCUACCGGAGCUCUACGGACCCCGUGGGUCACGAAGUCAUCUGGGCCCUCGGAGCAGGCUGCAGGGAUAUCAUCUCUCUCCAGGUCGCACCUCUGCACCCGUGCCAGCAGCCAACGCGUUUCAGCAACCGCUGCCUUCAGAUGAUCGGCCGGUGCUGGCCACACCUGCGGGCGCUGGGCAUCGGAGGGGCAGGCUGUGGUGUCCAGGGACUGGCCUCCUUAGCCCGAAACUGCAUGCGGCUGCAGGUCCUGGAGCUGGACCACGUGGCGGAGAUCAACCAGGAGGUCGCAGCUGAGAUGUGUCGCGAGGGGCUGAAGGGGCUGGAGAUGCUGGUGCUGACCUCCACGCCGGUCACCCCCAAAGCCCUGCUGCACUUCAACAGUGUGUGCCGGAACCUGAAGUCCAUCGUCGUGCAGGUGGGCAUUGUGGACUACUUCAAGGAACCCCACAGCCCUGAGGCCAAGAAGAUGUUUGAAGAAAUGGUGAACAAGCUUCAGGCCCUGAGGAAAAGACCCGGCUUCUCCAAGAUCUUACACAUCAAGGUGGAAGGAGGCUGCUAG
This is a messenger RNA of Cygnus atratus (black swan), 2388 nucleotides long. RefSeq names its product F-box protein 41 (gene FBXO41). Gene Ontology annotation, molecular function: protein binding. Lineage: Eukaryota; Metazoa; Chordata; Aves; Anseriformes; Anatidae. The record is from RefSeq and is a predicted model, not a curated record. The transcript has 12 exons. Bases 1 to 2388 code for a protein of 795 amino acids.